Messenger RNA from Ambispora gerdemannii, 453 nucleotides. NCBI's taxonomy places the organism in Eukaryota, Fungi, Glomeromycota, Glomeromycetes, Archaeosporales, Ambisporaceae. The record is from the annotation of a GenBank genome assembly.
AUGAAUCAACAAGGAACAUGUCUCUUAAAUUUAACCUCUGCCGAUUCAUUACAGAAUUUAUAUCAACUCUAUACGAAUAUUGCACCACUAAACUUGUCAUCUCAACAGAAUGCCGUUGAUACUUCUCAUUUAUUUUAUCGAAUUGGUAAUUCACAGCAUUUCGGAUUAACCGAUGAUCAGCAUUCGCUCAUUUCUGGAAAGCAAAUAUUAACGAACGUGAGAAUCAGUCCAAUUGAAUCAUCGGCCAGUGCAUCUUCUUCUCCCUCUUCACGGAAAAGUCACGCUUUUAUCGGAUCGACAUCAAGUGAAAAUAAUCGUAAACAAUACCACCAGUGGGAAAACAAUUUGUGCGAGUAUAUGCUUGAGGAUUUGGUAAAAGUAGUGAUAACAGGAAUUGAACAUGCAGGCCUUCUUGUUUCACUGGAAGAUGUUGGACCUAUAGAUUAUUUUUAA